This is a messenger RNA of Cavia porcellus (domestic guinea pig), 3799 nucleotides long. RefSeq names its product egl-9 family hypoxia inducible factor 1 (gene Egln1). Gene Ontology annotation, cellular component: nucleus; cytoplasm. NCBI's taxonomy places the organism in Eukaryota, Metazoa, Chordata, Mammalia, Rodentia, Caviidae. Gene Ontology annotation, biological process: cellular response to hypoxia; peptidyl-proline hydroxylation to 4-hydroxy-L-proline. The record is from RefSeq and is a predicted model, not a curated record. The transcript is spliced from 5 exons. The coding region runs from base 153 to 1319 and encodes 388 amino acids. Gene Ontology annotation, molecular function: L-ascorbic acid binding; ferrous iron binding; peptidyl-proline 4-dioxygenase activity.
UGCCCGCCGUGCGCGCUGCCGGAGCCCGGGCGGCGGCCAGCCGGGUCCCGCCGGCCGCGAUGCGGCGCUGAGGGCCUCCGGAGCGCGGGGCCCGGCAUGACGCGCUGACGGCCCCUCUGCCGCCCCGGGCUGGCCGCCCGGCCUGCUCCGCCAUGGCGAGUGACAGCGGCGGGCUCAGCGGGCUCAGCGGGCCGAGCGCCAGCGAGCGCGAGCGCCAGUACUGUGAGCUGUGCGGGAAGAUGGAGAACCUGCUGCGCUGCGGCCGCUGCCGAAGCUCCUUCUACUGCUCCAAGGAGCACCAGCGCCGGGACUGGAAGAAGCACAAGCUCGUGUGCCAGAGCGGCGAGGCCGGGCCCAAAGGGGUUCCCGGGGCGGGGGGAGCGGCCCGGACAACGGCGGGGCCGCGCGGAGACGGCGCCGAUCCCGCGUCCGCGCCCACCCCCGGGGACGCCGCCGGAGGCCCCCGCGGAGGCCGCCGCGACCCCGAGGCGCCCCCGGCCCGGCGCUCGCCGCGCCCGGAGCGCACUCUGCUGAGCCCCGGGGUGGCGCUGAGCCCUGGCGGCGGAGCCGGGGGACCGCGGCCCAACGGGCAGACGAAGCCGCUGCCCGCUCUGAAGCUGGCGCUGGAGUACAUCGUGCCGUGCAUGAACAAGCACGGCAUCUGCGUGGUGGAUGACUUCCUGGGCCGCGAGACCGGGCAGUUGAUCAGCGACGAGGUGCGAGCGCUGCAUGACACCGGCAAGUUCACGGAUGGGCAGCUGGUCAGCCAAAAGAGCGACUCGUCCAAGGACAUCCGAGGCGACCAGAUCACCUGGGUAGAGGGCAAGGAGCCCGGCUGCGAAACUAUCGGGCUGCUUAUGAGCAACAUGGACGACCUCAUCCGCCACUGCAAUGGGAAGCUGGGCAGCUACAUGAUCAACGGGCGCACGAAGGCCAUGGUUGCUUGUUACCCAGGCAAUGGAACAGGUUAUGUUCGUCACGUGGAUAAUCCAAAUGGAGAUGGAAGAUGUGUGACAUGUAUAUAUUAUCUAAAUAAAGACUGGGAUGCCAAGGUAAGUGGAGGUAUACUUCGAAUAUUUCCAGAAGGCAAAGCCCAGUUUGCUGACAUUGAACCCAAAUUUGAUAGACUGCUGUUUUUCUGGUCUGACCGUCGCAACCCUCAUGAAGUACAACCAGCAUAUGCCACAAGGUACGCAAUAACUGUUUGGUAUUUUGAUGCAGAUGAGCGAGCACGAGCUAAAGUAAAAUAUCUAACAGGUGAAAAAGGUGUGAGGGUGGAGCUCAACAAGCCUUCAGACUCGGUCAGUAAGGAUGCCUAGUGUGGCUCGUGGCCCAGCAACACUCCUCAUGGACUCUGGGCGCUGCCUGUUAGCAUGUGGACAUGAAGGAAGGGGCGAGGCGGCGCGGGUCGGACAGCACUCCACCAGGGACAGAGCCAGCUUGCCCGGCUCAGCGCGCAGAAGACCGCCGCUCGGCCGGCCGGCUGCGAUCUGGGAUGGCUGACAGGAAGAGGAGACGUAUCGAGGGAAAAUGGCUUUUCUAUCUGGACCUGAAAUAAGUGCCCUACAUAGAAUUUUUUCAUUCUUAUAUUUUGCCAGAUCUGUCAUCUAGCUGAGUUCAUUUCAUGUCUUUUUUAUAUCAAAUUUGAAUUUGGGAUAAUUUUUGUACGAUUAGGUACAGUUUAUCAAAAACUGAAUUGAGAAAAAAAUUACAGUAUUAUUCCUCAAAAUAACAUCUAUCUAUUUUUGUAAACCUCUUCGUACUAUUAAAUUUUGCCCUAAAAGACAUCUUACAAUGAUUGUUGCCAGUAACUGACGACUGAUUUUCUUCUGACUUAAAGGAGCACUUUAAGAACCAACUGAAAACUCAGAUUGUUUUGUUGUCCUGUCUUACACUAAUUGAACUCUUUAAAGAUUGCUGCUGUCAUGUUUUUGGCAUUGUUAAAAAUGAAACCUAAUAGUAAAACAAGAAAAAAUACACAGAAGGGUUUAAUCUUUUAAGUUAAAAAACCAAAAAAACUAAAAUGACUGUAGUAAAUGAGUUUGAGGUUGCCCUUGGCAUCAAGUUCCUAAAAUUAAGGGCUUUCUUCCGUUUUCAGUUGUCUCCCCUAGUUGUAGACAUAAUGUCCCAAUUGAAGGCAUUUCCUUUUGCUUCUCCUCAAUGAACUGUAUACUUCCAAAUUUAUUGCUGCAUUUUUUCCCUUGGUCCUGGGCUCCAUCUGAUCUGCAGAUCAGAACCUUAUUUCUGCUACAGAGUGUCCAGGGGAGAGGGCAGAGCAGUGAAACAGACACAGAGGUGUAGACUCGCAUCCCUGGCUCCUCAGACAGCUGCGCAGCGUCUCCUCACGUGACGCGGCCUUCUGACCAGUGCUGAAAGAUGUAUGUUUAGCUUAGAAAAACAAAGUGUAAAACCAGAUAUUUUAUUUUUAUGUUCUUUGGAUCUUCUUUUUUACUUUUUAGAAAAGAGGGACUAUUACACAAUCACAUAGGCCUCCCAGACUUCUGAUAUUUAAAAAACAAAUCAGAGCUGGGAAUAGUGGUACAUGCCUACAAUCUCAGCAUUAUGGGAAGAUUGCAAGUUCAAGCCCAGUGUGGACAACUUAGUGAUUCAGCAAGAUCAUGUCUCAAAAAAUAUAAAGGGCUGGGAGGUAGCUCAGUGUGAAGGCCCGGAGUUCUGUCCCCAGUACUGCAAAAAACACAAACCUGAGUCGGGAUGGACAUCAUACGCUUCAUUUCUGUAGGCUUUGCAGCAAGGCCUGAGGGUGGUCCCCAUAUUUUGUAUGAAUUAUGGGUGUAAGACCUGCCCCCUUGGGUUUUCUGUCUCUGUCCUGAUCUUCUUUGCCAAAAUGUGAGUAUAUAGUUAUUUCUGUAUACUUCAACUUAGGACAGUUUCAGCAUCUGUAUAGUUUUUAUUCAAUUAGAGACCUUUUCUAUGGAAAGCUCAGUAAUUUUUAUUAAAAGAUUGCUAUUGUUCAUGUAAAACAUGAAAAAAAAUUGAGCCUGAUAAUGAACUUAGGGGUGGAUAUUCAGUACUGGGAUCUCACUUAGGGGACUUGCAGAAAGCUCAGUUGUCUUCCUUGCCCAUGUUCAGGUCUGCUGUGUGUCCUCUCUUUCUCUCCAGAUGCUCAGCGACACCUCGCCAGUAAGUGCCUCUGCUGCCUGACCUGGGAGCACAAGGCUUUGCCACCUGGUCUGCAGCGCGGUGUGCUGCAUCAGGCCACAGCUCGAAAGCACUAUCGUUUCUAGGGUUUGUAGGAAUCGUUUUGUGUUGGUGGGAGGUUUGUUUGAUUGUCAGGAUGUACAGCAACAACCCUUCACUUUGGGAGCUCCUGUGCCACCCAGAUGUUUACCUCUGCAGGUGCACAAAGUAUCUCUCCAUACUGUCCCUGGUUGUGACAGGUCUUACUUACAUUGUGUAUUUUUUGGAGUUUGUGUAUCUUCUUGGAAGUCAUUGUGAAAAGAUCCAGAAAUCAGGACAGCCAUUUCUUUAAUAUCCAUUUAAAAUCUAUUCAUUUCAUGUUAGUGGGACCGUUAACUUGUCACCAAGCAAGACUAUUUAAAACAAAAUUUAAAACUAUUUGUGGCCUAUACGUGUUAAUCCUGGUUAAAGAUGAAGCUUCAUAAUACUGUUUUUAUUCAACACAUUAACCAGCUAUAAAACACAGACUUUAUCAGUAGCAGGCAAAGAAUUUCAAGACAGACUAAAGUCAUGUAAUUUGAAAAGCAGUGUUUCCUUAUGAAAGAGCUCAAGUUGCUUGUAAAGCUAAUCUAAUUAAAAAGAUGUAUAAUUGUUCUUGAAA